This is a messenger RNA of Arachis duranensis, 2241 nucleotides long. RefSeq names its product putative zinc finger protein At1g68190. The coding region runs from base 694 to 2241 and encodes 515 amino acids. The transcript has 7 exons. Gene Ontology annotation, molecular function: zinc ion binding. The record is from RefSeq and is a predicted model, not a curated record. NCBI's taxonomy places the organism in Eukaryota, Viridiplantae, Streptophyta, Magnoliopsida, Fabales, Fabaceae.
GAUUGGCGGAGUGAUGAACUUUCGGAUCAACAUUACCAUUACCUUGACCUUUCUUUUCACAUGUGAGGGAGGGUGAGGCACGCACUACACUAUGCAUCGGAUAACGUCCCUGGACCCCACCACUCCUUGUCCACGUCUUCCCUUCCACGCUGGAAAGUUCACUCUCUUUAUGACACGUCACCUCCACCAUUGGGGCAAACACCUACAACGACCGUACCACCAACACCCAAACCCAGCGACGCAUGUCUCCUCUCUCCUUCAUACAACGCAUUACACGACCUCACACUCGUCACACUCUUCUCUUUUCUUAGUUCUUCUCCCAAACUCCCUAAUUUCUCCUUUCUUAGUUGGAUCAAUUCAAUUCCUUCCUCUUGAGAGAAGAAAAAUAAAAAAAUAGUUGCUGGUUUUAUUGGGAAACAAUCACGGUUUAAUUGACUAUGCAACUUUUCCCUUUCGGAUAUCCAACAAAAUUGGAGCUACAGAACUAGGAUCUGAAGUUUGACUUUUACUGCCUUAUUACUGGUUACCAUCGUUUUUUAUUAUUGUUACAGGACAGAAUGGAUUCCUUAACUUGACUUUGCCUUUGAUGGAAAAGGUCUCUGUAUAUAUCUGAGACCAGCUAGGCUAAUAUCUGGAUUCUACUACAUUCAAAUUGCUGGCAGAUUAGCAUGGAGUUUCACAAUUUCAGUGCUCAUGUUCAUGUUUGAAAACCAAAAGGGAAUGGAGAAGGUCUGUGAAUUCUGCACGGAUUUGAGGCCACUUGUAUAUUGUAAGGCUGAUGCAGCUUAUCUGUGUCUAUCCUGUGAUUCAAAGGUGCAUUUUGCGAAUGCACUGUCCAGCCGGCAUCUUCGGACCCUUGUUUGUAACUCUUGUAGGUACCAUCUUGCUUAUGUGCAGUGUUUGGAUCACAAAAUAUUAAUUUGUCAAGAGUGUGAUCAGAAGCUGCACGAUGUCUCUUUACCACAUCGAAAACGAGCUAUCAGAAGUUUCAUGGGUUGCCCUUCUGCUAAAGACUUUGCGAUGCUAUGGUGUUUUGGCUUGAAUGAGAUGGAAAACAUCACCUGUGAGGAUUUGUUUGGAUCUGCUUCAUGUGUUUCCGCUGAUUCAAAUAUGGCACAAGCCUCUGUACGGGCUAGAAGUCGAAUAUCAUCUAAGGCCAAACUUCAUGGGGGAUCGAGCAGUCGACAAGGUCAGAUAUUAUACAGUGAUCAAGAGCGAAAAAAGAUUCUGCAGCAGAUUAUUGAUUUAAAACAGCUUCAGCUAAAUGAGAAUACUGGUCAAACAAUAAAGAUAAAUGGACCUGAAGAAGAAACAGACUUAACUUCUUCAGCAUAUCAAACUAUCAAGAAAUCAGAUGAAAAGUUCAAUAAGCAAGAACAAAAUUCAAAGGAUGUUGUGGAAAAAGACAGUCACACAGUGGAGCUGAAUCCUGAACCUUUGCCUUCUACGUUUUCUCAGCUUGAUAACUUACCUUCAAUUGUAGAUCUUCCCUUACAUGGAGAGUUGUUCUGGACAGGGAAAAGUCCACCCCGAAGUAAUCAGUUGUGGUCCCAAAACAUACAAGACCUUGGGAUAUGUGAAGAACUUGUUUGUCGAGAUGAUUUCAACAUACCUGACGUUGAUCUAACAUUCCAAAACUUUGAGGAACUAUUUGGAGAUCAAGAUCCAGUUAGAGCACUGCUUGAUGAUAAUGAUGUUUCCUGCUCCUCUUUAGAGAAGGAUAUGUCAAUUGAUAAGUCAGAUAUUGACAAUCUAAGUGCAAUAGAGGAUUCUUCGGCAGCCAUAUCAAUUACCAUCUUGCAAUCAGCUCGUGAGAACAAGGAUAUCGAUAGUACCAACAUCCAGCAUUAUCCAAGAAGCACAGAUCCUCCACACACAAUUCGACCAUUCGAGUCAACUGUGUCAUCGUCUGUUUCAAGAUUCUGGGCUGCAAGCAGUCCUACUUAUCACAAUGACGGUGCCCUUUCUCCCUGCAGUGAAGAGAAAGGCUAUUUAGGAAAUUCAGCUGAAUUGGAGAUAUCACAUAUGGAGGCCACACAAAAUCUCACUCUCACGUAUGAAGAGAAGCCAUCUCGACGGAACGAGAAGCAAGUUCGACUCCCAUCUGGGAAACCUCACCAACUGAUUCUUUCAUUUUCAUCAUACACAUACUUUUAUAUAUUUCUAACAAGUAUAGGGAGCACCAUAAUGUUAAUAUACUACUUCUUAUUUGGAAGAUUUAACAUGUGUGCUUCUAAUUAA